Messenger RNA from Ahaetulla prasina, 2560 nucleotides. RefSeq names its product splicing regulatory glutamic acid and lysine rich protein 1 (gene SREK1). The record is from RefSeq and is a predicted model, not a curated record. NCBI's taxonomy places the organism in Eukaryota, Metazoa, Chordata, Lepidosauria, Squamata, Colubridae. Gene Ontology annotation, cellular component: nucleoplasm. The coding region runs from base 43 to 2118 and encodes 691 amino acids. The transcript has 12 exons. Gene Ontology annotation, molecular function: RNA binding.
UACGUGCGUUAGCUUGGGUCAGAUAGAGAAAUUGCCGCCAUCAUGAUGAACAGCGGUGGAAUCGGGGUCCCCCUCGGCUUUCCUUUAACUCCAACUUCGGUUAUUCAGGUCACUAAUUUGUCUUCCGCGGUUACUAGUGAGCAGAUGCGGACGCUCUUCGGUUUCUUAGGUGACAUUGAGGAGUUACGCCUUUACCCUCCGGACAAUGCACCGCUUGCUUUUUCUUCCAAAGUAUGUUAUAUUAAGUUUCGGGAGUCUUCAAGUGUUGGUGUGGCCCAGCAUCUAACAAACACAGUUUUUAUUGACAGAGCUCUGAUAGUUGUACCCUGUGCAGAAGGUAAAAUUCCAGAUGAAGCCAAAGCCCUCUCUCUCUUGGCUCCUGCUCCAACAAUAACAAGUCUGAUUCCUGGUGGAGGGUUGCUUCCUAUACCAACGCCUCCUGUGAGUUCAAUAGGAAUUUCCCUUGGUCCACUAGGAGCUAUACCAGCAACAGCAUUGGAUCAUAACAUUACAGCUAUUGGAGACAUACCCCAGCCACCCAUUAUGGGCAAUGUAGAUCCUUCCAAGAUUGAUGAAAUUAGAAGGACUGUGUAUGUGGGAAACCUGAAUUCCCAGACUACAACAGCUGAUCAGUUGCUUGAGUUUUUCAAGCAAGUUGGAGAAGUGAAGUUUGUGCGGAUGGCAGGUGACGAAACCCAGCCAACACGCUUUGCCUUUGUGGAAUUUGCUGACCAGAAUUCUGUACCUAGAGCUCUUGCCUUUAAUGGAGUUGUGUUUGGAGACAGACCAUUGAAAAUAAACCACUCCAAUAAUGCAAUAGUGAAGCCACCUGAAAUGACACCACAAGCUGCUGCAAAGGAGUUGGAGGAAGUGAUGAAGAGAGUACGGGAAGCUCAGUCUUUUAUAUCAGCUGCUAUUGAGCCAGAGUCUGGAAAGAGCAGUGAAAGAAAAGAUGGUCGAUCGCGUUCCCAUUCACGUUCAGAAUCCAGAUCUAGUUCAAAAUCUCGAAGGAAAAGAUCACAGUCAAAACGCAGGAGUAGAUCCCGUGAAAGAUCACGUUCUAGUCAAAAGGACAGACGCAGAUCCAAAAGUCCACCCAAAAAGCGUUCAAAGUCUAAAGAACGCCGAAGAUCAAGAAGCAGCUCUCCUUCUCGGGAGAAGAGGAAAGAAAGCAAAGAGAGGAUUAGAGAAAAAGAAAAGAUUAGAGAGAGAGACAGAGAUAAAGAAAAAGAAAAAGAAAAAGAAAAAGAGAAGGACAGAGUUCGAGAAAAGGAUAGGGGCAGGGAAAAAGAUAGAGGCAGAGAAAAGGAUAGAGGGAGAGAGAGGGAGAAGACCAAGGAUAGAGAGAAGGACCGAAUGAAAGAUAGGGAUAAGGAGCGAGAAAAAGACAAAGAGAAGGAGAAAGAAAAAGAGAAGGAGAAAGCAGCAGAUAUGAAAAAAGAUAAAAGAGAAGAUUUGGACAAAGAAGUGGAAAAGGAGAGAGAGACAGAAGGAGACAAAGAGAAGGAUGACAAAGAACAUGUCAGAGAAAAGGAGGAAGAAAAAGAGAAAGGAAAGGAGGGAGAAAAGGACCAUGAAAGAGAUAAAGAAGGGGAGAAAGCAAAAGCAAAAGACAAAGAAAGAGAUCGAGACAGAGACAGAGAAAGAGAUGAAAAAAAGAAAAAGGAGAAGAGAUCUAAAACACCCCCUAGAAGCUAUAGUUCCUCAAGAAGAUCACGUAGUUCUAGCAGAGAUCGAAGGAAGAGGAAGAGCCGAAGUCCUUCAAAGUCUCCCAGAUCCUCCAAAAUCACAAAAAGGAAAUCAUCUCGGUCUCCAUCUCCAAGGAGAAGCAAGAAAGACAAAAAGACAGAGAAGGAGAGAGAUGUAAGUAAUGAUCGAAGAAGAGAGAGGGAGAGGUCUACUUCAAAGCAAAAGAGUAGUAAAGACAAAGAGGUCAAAGAGAAAUCAGAUAAAACCACAAUUAUGAAGGAUAAAGAUUUCAGUAAAGAGAAUCAAAAUUCUGAAAUCAAUAAAGCAGCAGAGGAAGAGGAGACAACAAUUGCAGCAGAAAUUGAACAACAGAAUGGGAACUGCCAACCAAAUGAAGAAACAAUCUCAAUUAAAACUGAAGAUGUGUAGAAUGUUGAAUGGACAUUUGACCAAUUUUGCAAAAGAAAUACAAAACUUUUUGUCUGAUCUCCAAAAUACAUCAAAAGAGGAUAAAAAAAUAUUAAGCAAUCAACUGGACAUAGCAAAUUCUGCUAGCAGCAAUUUCAGUCUUGGUGGUUUGGUCAGCUUGAGGACUGACAAGAAGCAGGACUGACCAAUAGGAUAUGCUGUGACAAAAGCAAACAGCAAUGGUCAAAUCUUCCAAAAUAAAUGUAUUUCAUUGAUAAUAAAAUACUAGGUGGUUGCAGCCUGUACUAUCCUGAAAAGCUACCAAGGGGAUGCAUUUGGAAGUUGUUAAAAUAUUUGUAGAUUGAUAAAUUUUGUUUUUCUUAUGGUUUUAAAACUAAACUCCAUGUGAUAUGUUUUGAUGAUGUGCUUGAAAAUGGUGCAGAAAUAAACAUACUUCCCUUGA